Molecule: messenger RNA, 2715 nt
Organism: Episyrphus balteatus (marmalade hoverfly)
Lineage: Eukaryota; Metazoa; Arthropoda; Insecta; Diptera; Syrphidae
Product: sarcoplasmic reticulum histidine-rich calcium-binding protein
Exons: 8
Coding region: 375-2645 (756 amino acids)
Source: RefSeq, a predicted model, not a curated record
CGGAUUCAUCUUUCGUCCUGGAAGUAACUGUAUCCUUUAAAUAAAAUGUUAAAUAAGAUAUAAAUUAUUUUGAAAAGUUAAUGGAAAAAAGGUGUUUUCUUGAAUAGUGUAUAAAAGUGAAAUAAUAAAUAUAAAACAAUCCUAAAGUGGAAAACUGUGUUUGUUUUGGAAAUUAUUGUUUUUUCCAAGUGUUUUCUUGAAGGACCUUCUCAUUUUUAUGAAUGAGUGAUAUGAACUUUUAGAACUUUUAAUAGGAAACUUUUUUAGUGUUUUUUUCGGAUUACAAAUUAAACACUUUUAAAAAUUAAAGGUUGGAAUCUAGAAAAGUGACUCUUGACAGCUCCAUAUAAACACCCACACAACGCAGUAAAGAGAUGGCGAGAAAAUUGAUUUUUCUCUUCCUCAUCCAUGUAUGGCUGGAAGGUUCAUUAGCACAGCAUUCACCAUUUUCUCUUCAAGCAGCCGUAGAUGCACUUCAUAGGCGAGAGGCACAAUUGGCACUUAAGGACAAUUAUAAUGUACCAAUGCGUUAUGGCAUUCCCCCAGCGGCAGUCCAGGAGCAAGAUUACUGGGAUGAUGACACUGAAGCAGGACCCGCAUCUUUUACACCAACACAACACAGUAACAAUCGUCACAAAUUAAAUAGGAUCCUUGCAAAAUAUCUGGCUAGAGAAGAAGAAAAUGCUCGUAAUGUUGGUGGCCUCGGUGGUGCAGGAGGAGGUGCUGGUGGAUAUGAUUUUGACGAUGACAACUAUCUUCCGGAUGAAAAGAAACGGUCAUCAUUCUUUAGAGAGCGAGACGGUAAGGAUGAUCCUUCAGCUGUUCUAAUGCGUGAACCAAAUAAUCAACCCUACGAUCACUCUGAACUAACCGAUCAAUUUCUGAAGGAAAUCGAAGAAGCCCAUGAACUUGACCGUGAAGAACGUUACAAAGAAGCCCUUCGUCGUAUUUGGGAGAGAUAUCAGCAGCAGGAAAAUGAACUCGAAGGCGAUAUAUUUGAAGAUCAAAAACGCAUGACUCCACAACCAAACUACUACAUUGGACCUCUUAUGCAAAAGAAACGAACAUACCCAGUUCUUCCAUGGUUGCCAAUGUCUCGUCGCAAACGUUUUCCAGUGGCCAAACGAUCUCCAAAAAUGCCUUUCGAUGAAUCAUCCAAAAUCAAUGUAGAAAGAGUACCCGAUGAGUUGCGUGAACUUUUUGGCAAACCAAAUGAAGAAAAGAAGAAACGUUCAACCGAUGGUCAGUCAACGGAUGCAACUACAGAGAAAAAGAAUGAAACCAGCACUCAUGCAACUGUCGAACCACAAACUGAACAUCCACCUCAUGGAGGACAUCACCACAAAGAGCACAAACAUCGCAAACGAAGCGAUCAUGUCCAUGAUAGUCAAGAAGAGGACGAAGAAGACUCUGAAGAACAUGAACCAGAACAUGAAGAACACGAAGAGCACGAGGAGGAAGAUGAAGAAGAGCACGAUGACUUUGAGGAUGAAGAUGAAGCUCAGAAGAAAAAGCGAGAAGUUGGCGGCAAACGUAUGCAAAAACGAUCAAACUUGGAAGUGGUAAAAGAGGAUCAAAUUUUGCCAGGAGAUUUGUCUAACUUUCGGGGAAAGAAAUCUAUUCAGUGGUCAAAGUACUUUGGUAUUGAUCGGAGGAAAAAAUCUGGAUACGAUAAUGGAGAUUCUAAGAAACCAGAAUCAAUAGAUGAUGAUGAAACCAAUGAAGACAAACGAAGGAAGAAGAAUAUCGAUCCUGAAAGACUGAACAAUAUGGGCAAAAAGUUGCAAUCAAUCGAAGAUCUUAUUAUCGAUGAAACAGUGAAAUACACAGGUGCUCAUGAAGGAAUUGCGGAUCCAGAAGAAAUAGCUCGUUUAAAGGAUCAUGUUGUUUCACGACUUGCUACAGCUUAUAGCUUAGAGAAAAUGAGACGAGCUCUGGAAAAACUGCGUCAAUCUGUGGAUAAUGAAAAUCAUUUGUUGAGAAAUGUUGUUGAAAGUGAGCCAAAAUCAUCAGAUGACGAUAUUGAUAUUGAAAACCAAAAACGAUUAUCUGUUAAGAAGGAGAAAGUCGAGUUUCAAGGAUUGCACCACUCAAUAAAUACACCAAACAACGAAAAAUCAAAGGACUUACAUGGCAACUCUAUGACAGCCGAUAUCGAUGAAGAUGACGAAGAUAAGAAAAAGAAAAAACAAAAGAAACGCAAUGGAUUUCAACGUUAUCCAGAACUUCCCAACGAAGUCAGUGAAUUCGAAGAAGAAUUGGGUGCUGGUCACUACGAACCCCUUAAUGAUGCUUAUUUAGGCAAUAAGAACUAUGUCCCCGGAUCAUCUAACCAGUGUCCUCUUAUCGAUUCUAUGGCUCAACGAUGCCGAGGUGUUGAUCUUUUAAGUGGUGACAUUAACCAAGAACUACUACCCAUUUGUGGAGUUCAUCAAAUAUGUUAUUUAUGUGGAACAUCCCAAGUGGCAUGUGACUUCCAAUACCUAGCCGAAGCGGACUCAAUCUGCGGUCAUAACAACGAGUGCCAGUCUGCUGCACGAUCAGUUCUUAUGAUACUACGUGGUUCUCCUGGACCACAGCUUGGUCCAAAAGAAUGCAUCAAAAAUCCAUGUCUAAAUCGUGCAAUGAGAGAAAUUGGACUCUAAACUGUGAGUUCAUCAGCAGAAAAGCUUAAAAAAUUUGGAAGUGCAUACAUAUAAAUACACAAGUCUACAA